Danio rerio (zebrafish) is the source of this 2201-nucleotide messenger RNA. Lineage: Eukaryota; Metazoa; Chordata; Actinopteri; Cypriniformes; Danionidae. The record is from RefSeq and is a predicted model, not a curated record.
AACAUUUUAUUUGACACUGCAGCUUUGCUAAAACUGUGUAUGAGAGUCUCUGCUACUCCUCUACUGCCCUCUAGUGAUAAAGUCUCGAAUAAUACCGUCAAAUAUACCCAUGGAAAAAAAGUAGUUUAGCCGUCUAUGAAUACUCAAGAAGACACAGUGAAACAAAAUAAGUUGUGUAUCAUUUCCUUUGAGGGUUGCAGGAAUGUGCCAAGUGUCUGAGGGGAAGAAACCACUGGCAGCAUGUGGUUGAAUUCCUGCCUGUCUCUGUAACCAGACUCGGCCUCUGCAGGUUUAAUGUUUAAUCCCUGCCCUGGCUUCCUGCAGCGCCUCUGACUCACUUUUAUUAGCCUUGUUUUUAAUUUUCUGAAGCCAUUUUAACACAGCCGGACAGCCAAACUCACUGACAGCAAACGAUCCUGCUCUGAAAACAAGAAACAUUUACAAAGGCCAUCAGCAAAAUUUUGCUUCCAAAACACAAGACCAGUGUGCAGUUUGAUAUAGACAACUACAAGAGCUUUCUCAGAAGCUAAAACAAAAUGGAUCUUAGCAGAUCAUAUUUGGCUGACGGCUCAUCCUCACAAAAUGAAGAUUUCAACAGAGAACAUGUGGAGGAGGAUGAUCAUUCUGAGGACUCAAGUUUCUCAUCUCAUGGUCAGAACCGUUCAGCCAAACAGACAGACAACGAGGAAGCUGAGAAGACAAAAACAAGUACAUUUCAGAAGCCGUGGACUGGUCUGUUAAAUAAAGGGAGGAAGACUGAUUCUGAAUCACAAUCAGGAUCUUCAGGAGGAAUUAAAAUACUGCCUAAUGGCACAAGAUGUAGUCCGCCAGAGUCUCCAUCACUGGACAGAAAAAAAUUCAAUAUCUUUUCUGGUGAUUUCAAGUCAGACGUCCCUCCAGGUUCAGCAGGAUACACAUAUGACACCCUUGAAUCAGAACUAACCAGUAUCCAUCCGGCAGAGUACUAUGCUGAGAAGUUGGAGGUGUACAAGUUAAAAUACUCCUACAUGAAGUCCUGGCCCGGUCUGUUAAGACUCCUUGCUGGUCUUCAACUUUUAUUUGGCGGGAUGGUUUUCGCCUGUGUGUGUGCUUAUAUUCAGAGAGACAGCGAGUGGUCCAAUUAUUACAGGCCAACCAAUACGCAAGGAUACCGCUACAAUGGGCCCAUGACGGCUUUUGUGUUGGUCAUCGUGGGACUCUCGUGGAUACUCACUGUUAUUCUGAUGGUUUUGGGAUUGACAAUGUACUACCGAACGAUUCUGCUGGAUUCCAAAUGGUGGCCUCUCACUGAGGCCUUUAUGAACCUAGUAAUUUCGCUGUUGUACAUGGCAGCGGGUAUCGUCUAUGUGAAUGACCUGAAUCGGGGUGGGCUUUGCUUUAUGACGGUUGGCAACAACCCAGUCCUGUCCAGUCUGUGUCGUGUCGAGGGGGGUCAGAUGGCUGGGACUGCUUUCAUAUUUUUUAACAUGCUCAUGUACUUGAUAAGCUUCCUGGUGUGCCUUAAAAUGUGGAGGCAUGAAGCGGCCCGCCGUCAGAGGGAGGCCAUGACAUGUCAGCUGAGCAGCCCGCAGCAGACUCUGGAAUCCACAUCCAAAAUGGGCAGCUCCUCGACUAGAUCCAAGAAAAUUUCAUUCAAAGAUGAAAUGGAUGAAGGCUCUGUGAAUGAGAGCAGGCCGCUGUAUUUCUCAGAGAGAGCUGGAGAACGACAGAUUUUAACUGGAGCCAUUCCAACAGGACACAUUCCUAAACCCAGGGUCAUCGCUGAUUACAUUAUAAAAUAUCCUGAAAUUCAUUCUUUAGAGGACAGAGAGCAAUACAAAGCCGUCUUUAAUGAUCAAUACCAGGAGUACAAGGAACUGCACAGGGAGAUCACCGCCACUUUAAUGAAGUUUCAGGAGUUAGACACUAUGAUGAGCCAGCUCAUCAAUAACAAGAGGAGCGCAGAGGACAGUAAAAGAAUCAACGACUUAUUAAUAACAUAUGAGCAAAAAAGGAACGAUCCUUACUUUCUGGAGAAGAAGGAAAGAUGUGAAUAUCUGAAAGCCAAACUAAGCCACAUCAAGAUGAAAAUUCGUGAUUUUGAGCAAAAAUUCAAUGCAAAGGACAGCAAUUACUGAAACAUUUUCAUCCAUCCAUUCAUUUUCCUUUAGAUAAGUCCCUUAUUUAUCAGAGGUCACCACAAAGAAAUGAACCGCCAACUA